UAAAUUUUAAGUUCAACGAGAAAUGUCGUCGUCGCGGUUCGCCGGAAUGUAUAAUGCACGUGCAGAGCAAGGUAAUCGUGCCGGUUUGCUAAUGUCGGCGAGUGUUGAAUUUAGGCCUAAGGACAACUGAUUGCUAAAUUGCGAUUCAUGUACGGGAUAAUCGCGGCUGUAGGAGAGGUGGGAAGGGGGCUCUGGGGUAUAAACUUCACCCACACUAGGUGAGUAGAUCUGCGGUUUAAGGAAGCGCAUACACUGAUACACCUCUUAGAGGUCUUUCAGGUAUACAGACUCUAGCUCUUUUGUUUAGCAUGUGACCCAACUUUUUGCUAUAUGUAUUUAUGUCUGGUUUUAUGAAAACCAUGCUAAAGAAAAGUUCACCUUGGUGUAAAAGUAGUCUAGAAAUUAAAAUAUAAAAGUUCUAAUCUUAGGAAUGUCAGUCUUUUGGUCGAAACAGCCGUCCACGGUUGUAACUCUUGGCUUUCAGUUUGGACUCUGUCAUGCAUGUUGUUGCUGUCUUAAGUGUUCUUCGCAGUAACCAGCCUUGCUUCAUUGCUAUUUUUUCCCUGAACCCUCUUUUCUUCCUUUUUGCACUCUUCUCCUCUUCGUCUUAAGUACAUUUGAGUAGCUUAGACGAUGGAUUUGGGCCUUUAGGAGUCGUACAAUCCAAGUCUGUGGAUCACUUAGUGUAAAAGAGCGCUCUUCUCUUUCAACGCGUUUUCAUAACUCCCGUCAUAUUUAUAUCAUAGUAAAAUCUAUGUCGACACACUAUAUCCUAUUACUGCAGGUCCUGUGAUUAUUUCAAGAGGCACCGAGGAUGUUGCUGUACUUGGAAUUUGUCUUACUCUACAUCAGCCUCUUUUACAGGAGCAGUGUUGCUAGCGAGUGUCGCUCCAGUUUUUCAGUUACAGAUCAUGUUCUCACCGGUCACGUGAUGCGGACUCUCAAUCACAAGUCUUUUGAGAGCUGCACAUUUUCCUGUGAACUGGAGCCGCAAUGCUUCAGUGUCAACUACAUUUCAUUGGGCAAAACGUGUCAACUGAACGACGCAACCAAGGAAUACUUUCCUGGUGACUUGGUGAAACAGAAGGGAGCAUUUUACGUGGGUAUGGUGAUUCGCAGUUAUAACCCUUGUGCGAGCAUGCGCUGUGAGAACGGAGGAACUUGUGUUAGCAGUCCUUCUCUAGAGUGCAAGUGUCUGAAAGGAUUCAGUGGACUUCGCUGCGAAAGUUAUGAUCCUUGCGUGAGCAUGCGCUGUGAGAACGGUGGAACUUGUGUUCUCAGUCCUAGCUUAAAGUGCAAGUGUCUGAAAGGAUUCAGUGGACCUCUCUGUCAAAAUCUUCAGGCCCUGGGGAUGGAAAAUAAUCACAUUCCUGACGCAAGUAUAGAAGCUUCCACUGAAAAGCUUGGUUAUGAAGCAGCAAAAGGGCGUCUGAACGGAACGUCCUGUUGGAUGCCGACCCAAAAUAAAGAUACUGAGCACUUGAGAGUGAACUUUGCAGCCAAGGUAACCAUUGUUGCCAUAGCUACGCAAGGUUCCCCAAUCGACGAUUGCUGGGUGGAACGGUAUAGUUAUCAAUGGUUUACUGGCACUCUUCACGACAGUCCAAAGGAAUACCAAGCGAAUACAGAUAGAAAUACAACGGUGACAAAAACGUUCUCAGCUCCUCUCCAAGCAGUGGACUGGAUCCGUAUAAGGCCAAAAAGUUGGUUUAAAUGUAUAGCAAUGAGGCUAGAACUGUAUGGAUACGAACAGUGAGAAGCUCACAGGAAAAAGGACAUUUCACGGUUCCACUCGAAAGAGUUGAUUCUAUCUUGUCUCCGGGAAAUUAUGGCAUUCACGAUCAGACCUUUAAACCAGAAGUCUUCUGAUGUGUGGGAGCAUGCACUCAUUUAUAUUCUUUUUUAAUUUGUGUUCUGAUUGCAAAGCAAGGUUUGCAUGAAACUAUUUAAACUAGUAGUAAUCAGAGAUUAUGAGAGUGCGUUCGACGCUCU
Messenger RNA from Orbicella faveolata, 1992 nucleotides. RefSeq lists its product as uncharacterized. The record is from RefSeq and is a predicted model, not a curated record. NCBI's taxonomy places the organism in Eukaryota, Metazoa, Cnidaria, Anthozoa, Scleractinia, Merulinidae.